This is a messenger RNA of Miscanthus lutarioriparius, 618 nucleotides long. NCBI's taxonomy places the organism in Eukaryota, Viridiplantae, Streptophyta, Magnoliopsida, Poales, Poaceae. The record is from the annotation of a GenBank genome assembly.
AUGAGCCACGGAGGCGGAGCCGACAACGGUGUGAGCCCCGGCAACGUCCCGGUGUGCUACUACGGCGCGGCGGGGCGCGUGCCGGCGUCGCUGGAGCGUCGGGUGCGCGCCGCGGAGCUGUUCAUGCGGUGCGCGGCGUGCGGGCUCGCGGUGCUCGCCGCUGCGCUGCUGGGCGCCGACCGCCAGACCCGCACCAUCUUCGCCGUCGAGAAGACCGCCCGGUUCACCGACAUGCAGUCGCUCGUAUUCUUGGUGAUAGCAAACGGGAUGGCAGCGUGCUAUAGCCUGCUCCAGGGGGCGAGGUGCUUGGUGAGCAUUCUGACAGGUGGUGUCCUCAUCAACAGGCCCAUGGCAUGGGCUAUCUUCUCCUGUGAUCAGGUGAUGGCGUACUUCACGAUCACGGCGGUGGCCGUGGCGAUGGAGGCGGCGAUGAUCGGCAAGUACGGGUCACAGCAGUUCCAGUGGAUGAAGACGUGCCACCUCUACAAGCGUUUCUGCGCGCAGGCGGGUGGUGCCAUGGCUUGCGCGGUGGCGGCCAGCCUGAGCAUGGUCGUCAUCUCGCUGGUGUCCGCGUUCAACCUCUUCCGGUUGUACGGCAGCGGCAAAGGGAGGAAGUGA